AUGGACAGGCCUGCUACGAGGGACCUUAGGGUCACGGCCUCGUCGUCGACCGGCAUCAGCGCGCAGAUCCGAGACGCAAAGGGCCUCGCGCUCGAGCUCAAGAGCAUUCUCAAGCGCAGGGAGCCGUGGGACCGCGACCUCGAGUUUCAGCGAGAAUCCCUCCGCAAGGCCUACCUCCGCAUCAUCUUCUCGCCGGCCCUGGCGCAGCCGGGCGCGACGGCCCUCCAGCACCGCGGCAGUUCGACCGCCGACGCCCUCUCGACCCUCGGCUCGACCGCCCUCAAAGCGCGCUCGUCCACGCUCGGCCCGGCGUCGUCUACUUCUUCCUCCUCCUCGGCAGCACGUCAGCAACUCGACAUCCUCAACCUCCUGUGGCUCGACACGUCGCACGCCCUCAUCCAGUCGUACCGCUCCCGCCUCGCCACCCUCGACAAGCAGCUCGCGUCGGCGCCAAAGGCGCACAAGGGCGCCAGCAAGUCGCGCAACCAGCACGGCAACGGUGGCGACGUCCAGUCGGCCGCGGUCGGGCCCGUCGCACGCCGCAAGCUCGUCCACGCGUUCCGCCAGUUCCUGUCGCGCGAGGACGACUUUUGGCGCACCCUGUGCGGCCGCCUCGCGAGCCGCCUGUCGCCCGAGGAGGCGCUCGAGCUGCGCGCGGUCGGCAUCGUCCAGAGCGACUUCCUCUCGGCGAGCGACGGCUUCGGCGGCGGCGCCGCCGGCGAGCGAGGCGACAGCUUCGGGCCGGCCGCGACGAGCGGCGCAGACGGUCGGGCGCCGGCGCCGGCCGACCUGAGCGAGGACGAGCGCCGCGUGCGCCGUGCCGCGGUCCUCCCGCUCGCGCACAAGGCGCUCAUCUGCUACGGCGACCUCGCGCGGUACGCCGAGCUGUACAACGAGGCGAGCGUGCCUGCGGCGGUCGCGGCCGGCGGCAACGGCGGCGGGGCAAGGAGAGAAGGCGGGCGGCGAGGCGGCAAGGGAAGACGCGGCGCGGCGAUGGCGGCGGCGGCGGCGGACAAGCGCGUCAAGACGUACAGCAAGGCGGCCGAGUGCUACAACCAGGCAAGGAUGCUGCUUCCCGACAAUGGCAAUCCCUCGAACCAGCUCGCCGUCCUUGCCCAGUACUGCGCCGACCCGCUGUCGUCCGUCUACCACUACUACCGCGCCCUGUCGGUCCGCACGCCCUUCUCUACCGCACGCGCCAACCUCCAGAUCACGUUCGCCAAGGCCAUCGCGAGGUGGUUCUCGAGCGAGGGCGGCGAGCCCGAGGGCGACGAGGGCGUCAAGUUCAGGGCGGCGUUCGUCGUCCUGCAGGGCAUCCUCUACACCAAGGACAAGCUCUCGGAGCUGCCGACGCUCUUGCUCCGCGUCGAAGAGCUGUUCCGCGUCGUACUCGUGGACCGCAUCUUUACCUCGGACGUCGUCACCAAGAUCGUCGUCACGGCGCUCUCGGCCCUGUGGGACGCGCGCAUCUCGCGCUCGUCGUCGACGACCCUGUCGCGCAGCAAGACGGGCUCAACGGCGCUUCCUCCACUCGCGUCUGCAACUGCCACGACGUCGUCUGGCGAGCCGGCGCCCGCCUCGCGCGUCAACCUCGAGCCCGAGGCGCUCGUCCACCUCCUGUCGCUCUUCUCCCUCCUCCUCCGCGUCAGCGCCACCGAGACGAUCGAGCUCUUCUCGACCAACGCCAACACCCUGUCGACGGCCACCACCUCGAGCACGACAGCGCCCGCAUCGGCCAACCCGGCGCAAAACAUCUCGGCUGUCCUGCGCCGUUCCCUUCCUGCCCUGCGCAUCCUCACCAAAUGGCUCAUCGCCCAGCUCGACUACGUCGAGCGCGUCACGCUGCGCCUCGAGGCCGCCGAGCGCAAGCGCCUUGCGCGCGCUCGAGCUCGCGGCCGCACGAGCACGGGCACGUCGGGCCCCGGCGGCGGGAGCGGCGGCGGCGCCGACGAGGGCGAGGGCGAGCAGCACGAGGCGCAGCAGCCGCUGUCGCUCGACUCGUCGGCGUCGAGGGGGAGCGGCGCGACGCCCGGCGCGGCGGCGGGCAGGGCGACGCUCGCCGAGCUCGAGGCGGCGCUCGACGCGCUGUGGGCGGCCUACGCCGACUACGCCAACGCGGUCAAGCUCGCGUUCCCGGCGGCGGCGCUCGGCGACGCGCAGGCGCUCCUCGCCGACGGCGGGUGGCUCGAGGAGGACGUCGAGCUGCUCGGGUUCGCGCCGCUCCGCCGGGCGAUGAGGCCGGCCGACGGCGAGGCGGCGGACACGGCGGGCGCGAGGAUCAGGAGGGUCGGGAGGGACGUGCACCCGAACGACGAGCAGCUCAUGCGCGUUGUCGAGGGGCAGCAGGACGCGCUCGUUCUCGCCGAGUCGCCGCUCGCCCGCAUGUCGCUCAUCGACGGCGCCUACGUCUUCACGCCGCGCGAGCACGCCAACGAGGACACGUCGUUCGACCAACCCGAGCCGGCCGCCGCAGCGCGGCCGCAGGAGGACGACGCCGACGAGGACGAGGAGAUGCUCGACCAGGGCACCGAGGACGACCCUGUCGACCGCGCCAUGCGCAUCGACGCCGCCGACAAGCUCGACAUGGACGGCCUGAGCGACCUCGACGACGACCUCGACGACGACGACGACGACGACGACGAUGACGACGAGGAGCAGAUCGUGUACCCGGGCAGCGGCUCAAGGUCUUCGCCGCAGCCUCACGCCAAGCUUCCCGCACCCGGCGUCUCUCGCUCGUCCUCGCACUACAGCACCCCGAGCGCCAGUCCCGCACGCGUACCCGGCGCCCUGCGUCAGCAGCUCUUCCACGGCGGCGUCCCACCGCUCCACCAGCACCACACGCCGCCUGCCGCGCCGCCCGUCCUCAAGCCCUCCUCGAGCUACACGAGCCCAUCGGCCGCCGGCCCGUCCCUCCUCGGCCCCGCGCCAGGCGGCUCGCCCUCGCUCAACUCGAUGCACUCGAUCUGGUCGACCGCGCCCGGCCUCGGUGGCUCGCCGCUCCUCCCGCCGACCUCGACCCUCGGCGCCCUCCCUCCUCCUUCGAGCUUCGCCCUCGCUCAGCAACAGCCGCAGCAGCAGCAGCAGUCCGUCACGCCUCGCUCGUUCGAGAGCAUCCCCAACCUGACGCACGGCAGCCAGGCGGCUCAACUCGCCGGCUGGCCAGCCAGCGCACCCGGAGCGCAGCACGGCGCGCUCCCGCCACCCGCCGCGAGCGGUGGCGCGCUGUACGGGGGCGCGUUCUCGGCGCCGCUCGCGCACGCGGCGACGCAGGGCGGCGGCGCGCCGACAGCGUACCCGCACGCGCACCAGCACGAGCCGCCGACCUCGACCUCGUCGCGGCCGCCCGGCUUCCCGACGGCCUUUGCCGGGCAGGUCCAGCCACAGCAGCAGCAGUGGGCGAGCACGGCGGUCCCGCCCGGCCUGUCGCCGUACGCCUCGCCGUUCGGGCAGGCGCCGCCGCCGCCGCAGGGUCAGGGAGGAGGAUGGCCGAGCGGGUACAGCUGA
Rhodotorula graminis WP1 is the source of this 3504-nucleotide messenger RNA. RefSeq lists its product as uncharacterized. Lineage: Eukaryota; Fungi; Basidiomycota; Microbotryomycetes; Sporidiobolales; Sporidiobolaceae. Gene Ontology annotation, cellular component: telomerase holoenzyme complex. Gene Ontology annotation, biological process: nuclear-transcribed mRNA catabolic process, nonsense-mediated decay. The coding region runs from base 1 to 3504 and encodes 1167 amino acids. Gene Ontology annotation, molecular function: protein binding; telomerase RNA binding; telomeric repeat DNA binding. The record is from RefSeq and is a predicted model, not a curated record. The transcript is spliced from 7 exons.